Aphanomyces invadans is the source of this 838-nucleotide messenger RNA. RefSeq lists its product as hypothetical. Lineage: Eukaryota; Oomycota; Saprolegniomycetes; Saprolegniales; Verrucalvaceae. The coding region runs from base 22 to 753 and encodes 243 amino acids. The transcript has a single exon. The record is from RefSeq and is a predicted model, not a curated record.
GUCGGUGGCUGCCGCAGCACGAUGGCGACGCAAGGACACAUUGCGCGGUAUUCGACGGCGACGACGGAGAUAUGUGUGAAGCAAGACACCCGACGAGUGGAUGGGAUGGGAGGUGAAGUCUGGCCUGGUGCGCAUGUCCUCUGUGCGCACUUGGAAUCGAAUGCAGAAGCGUUGAACAUCCAACAGGCAUCCAUCUUGGAGCUCGGCGCCGGGUGCGGCCUCUGCGGCCUUGUAGCGGUUGCGUUGGGAGCGCGCCACGUCGUCCUUACCGACGAGUUUCCCGAUUUGCUGCAGGUCAACAUUGACUUGAACAAAGACUGUCUGGAACGUCCUGUGGACGUCCGGGAACUCGAGUGGGGACAGCGCGACCACGUCGCGCCCGACAUGACCUUCGACAUCAUUUUGGGCAGCGAAAUCACCCAAGUCGGCCGAAAAGCGCACGAACCUCUUGUGCAAACGAUAUCGUGGGUCUUCCAUGGCACGAGUGUCGCCCUGUUGUCGAUGGAUGCUUGCAACGCCGACUGCGAAGGGUCGUGCGACCCAUCGCAUUGCACAGCGUCACAUUUCGUCCAAGUCUCGCGCGAACACGGGUUCCAAGUGACAAAGCAUCCGUCCGUGUGCCUCACAUCCGUGGCUUCCGUCACUGCGUGUGUCGGCGCGCUCGGGCGCAAGUGGCCGCUGGACGGUACCGAGCUCAGCGCUGUAUUUGAGCUGCGAAGGAGCACUCCCCCUAUGUCGACAUCAUGCAAGUAAACAAAAACCUUUUCUGUGUGCUCGACGCGACUUGGCAUGUCAACCGAGUGGGCGAACUCACAUCAUACUGACGACCACGCCAGAG